This is a messenger RNA of Aplysia californica (California sea hare), 257 nucleotides long. Its product is annotated as probable glutathione S-transferase 5. Gene Ontology annotation, biological process: glutathione metabolic process. Gene Ontology annotation, molecular function: glutathione transferase activity. The transcript has 2 exons. NCBI's taxonomy places the organism in Eukaryota, Metazoa, Mollusca, Gastropoda, Aplysiida, Aplysiidae. The record is from RefSeq and is a predicted model, not a curated record. The coding region runs from base 18 to 257 and encodes 79 amino acids.
GAAACCAGUAAUCAACCAUGGCCGACACCAGUCUGAAACUCGUGUACUUUGACGGCAAAGGACGCGCAGAGAUGAUCCGUCUGGUGCUGGCAGCCGCGGGAAAAGAGUACGAGGACGUGCGUGUGACGUCAGAACAGUGGAAGGACAAGAAACCAAGUGCGCCAUUUGGAGCACUUCCAUGCUUGGAGAUGGACGGGAAAAUGUACGGCCAGUCCAUGGCCAUUGCAACUUUCCUGGCAAAGGAAUUUGGUAAUUGA